Fomitopsis serialis is the source of this 2053-nucleotide messenger RNA. Its product is annotated as MFS general substrate transporter. The record is from RefSeq and is a predicted model, not a curated record. Bases 263 to 1951 code for a protein of 562 amino acids. Lineage: Eukaryota; Fungi; Basidiomycota; Agaricomycetes; Polyporales; Fomitopsidaceae. Gene Ontology annotation, molecular function: transmembrane transporter activity. The transcript has 13 exons. Gene Ontology annotation, biological process: transmembrane transport. Gene Ontology annotation, cellular component: membrane.
AUGUGACCGCGACUGAGGCGCGUCUUGAAGGGCAUAACGCCAUCAACACGAGAAGUACGCAAUCCACGCAAGAGCUUACGACCAUCUCUUCCCUUUAUCGCUGGUGUGCUUCCAACGCAUGACCGCGUAAUGCGGAGCACCAUGCUCAACAACGGACCCUUGACGGAUAUGCGGGGCCCGCGCGCGAGUAUAAGUACAACCUGUCGCCCAGAAGGUGUCUGUCGGACGAUCCUCGCUCAACGGCUGCUCUGCUUCUGCCGAUAUGUCUACCGUACUCCGCACGUUCAACGCGGGCUCCGACAAGGACAGCGACGGCAAGCUUGGCAGCUCCGUCAGUCUCGAGCAAGUCCCUUCGCUCGGAGUGCCGAUCGAAGAGAAGGGUGGCUUAUGGCGUCGGUCGAAGCGCGAUCUGGACAGCGUCGCGACUCAGCCGUCUGUGUUCGACGAUCCCGCUACAGUCGACAUGUACAGACCGUCCCCGGUUUACGAGAGCGCGCACCGCUUCGACCCCCUUGCGCGGUGGACAUGGCGGGAGGAGAUUCCUCUCGUUCGCAAGAUUGACUGGCUUAUAAUGGUCUGGGCAUGGUUAAUGUUCUUCGCCUUGGAUUUGGACCGCGCGAACAUCUCGCAGGCCAACACGGACAACUUUUUGCCAGACUUGGGCAUGACGACUAACGACUUCAACACGGGGAAUAUGUUAUUCAAGGUUUGCUUCUUGAUCGCCGAGCUUCCUUCGCAGCUCGUCUCGAAGAGGAUCGGUCCCGACGUUUGGAUUCCCAGUCAGAUGGUUCUGUGGAGCAUCGUGUCCCUCGCCCAGUAUUGGCUGACGGGGCGUGGCUCCUUCCUCGCGACACGCUGCCUUCUCGGUUUCAUGCAGGGAGGCUUUAUCCCGGAUGUCAUCCUCUACCUGUCCUAUUUUUACACUAGAAGAGAACUCACGAUGCGGCUCGCGUGGUUCUGGGUCUCUAACUACGUGGCCGCCCUUGCUAGUGCUUUCCUUGCUACAGGUAUUUUGAAGUUGGACGGCGUCCGAGGGCAGGCUGGGUGGCGAUACAUGUUUCUGAUUGAAGGCGGUUUGACGCUUCUCAUUGGACUGGCCUCCUUCUACAUGAUGCCUCCCAGCCCUACGCAAACGAGGGCUUGGUAUAGACCAAAGGGAUGGUUUACUGAGCGCGAGGAGACCAUUAUCGUCAAUCGAGUCCUACGAGACGAUCCUGCGAAGUCGGAUAUGCACAAUCGACAAGGUCUCUCGGUUAUGCAAAUUCUCAAGAUCUUGACGGACUGGAGAAUGUGGCCGCUCUAUAUUCUGGGUCUCGUGCACUUGAUCCCCGUGAACCCCCCACAGACCUAUCUGACGCUGACGCUACGCCAGCUUGGUUUCGACACAACCCAAGCGAAUCUUCUCACCAUCCCUUCUACCGUGUUGGGCAUCAUUUUACUCCUUCUCAUCUCUUACCUCAGUGAGGUUUUCGACAGUCGGGUCGGCACUUCGGUGGUCCUCCAGUUCUGGGCGCUCCCGCUGCUCAUUGCGCUGUACAAGUUCAACGAGAAUACGUCGCAGUGGGUCUACUAUGCGGUCGUCACGUUGAUCACUGGAUAUCCCUAUGUGCACCCAAUUCAAGUCGCGUGGGCGUCCGCGAACUCUUACGGAGUUGGGACGAGGACAGUGUCAGCCUCCGUGUAUAAUAUGUUCGUGCAGGCGGGCGGCGUGGUAUCGUCGUAUAUCUAUCGCGCCGAUGAUGCGCCACUUUAUCGACGCGGUAACAUAGACUUGAUCGCCAUCACCUGCAUGAACAUAGCUCUCUACGUCUUGACAUGGUUGUUCUAUCGCACCAUCAACAAGAGAAGGGAGAGGAAAUGGGAGUCGAUGACGCCUGAGGAGCAACAAGAAUACCUAGAUAAGACGACUGACAAGGGCAACCAAAGACUCAACUUCCGCUUCGUGUACUAAACACCGCGCAAGAGGCCGCCUUUCGUCGCCUCGAUCAAACGCUCUGGGUAGUAUUCUCAGCCGUGGACUUGUAGACUCUAUGGUUGUACUUAUAAAAUAGAC